AUGGGAGAACGUGAUGCAGAAAAGGAGGAGGACAAAGAUGGAGAGAGGAAGGAAAGGGUUCAUUUCCGCCCAAGGGGAAGCGUGAGUAUUACAACAGGAGGCUAUGAGCAGGUCCCCCAGUCUUCGUCCUUGUCUCUCGACACGGAUCAGAGGAGUAAGGAUCUCUUGACCCCACCAGCAAAGGUGUUUCCAGAUAAAUAUGUUGAGUUCCCUGAUGGUGUGAUGCAACCAGGAGGUGUAGACACAACUGAUGGAGACAUAACCAUGCCCAACAAGUCUGAGCCAAUACCCAUAUCCAUGAGGUCCCAUUCCGACUGUGGGCUGGUGCCUGUGGAACUGCGAAGACCCUAUCCGAUUUUACGGUCUCUCUCGGAUGGUGCCGCCUCAUACAAGCAGUCACCAGCCACUGACACGUCACUCACAAGACCGCGAUCCUUAGAGACGGAAAAUAACCUCAAUCCUGACAAUACUUCUAAGCCAGAAAAGGCCAGCUCCAGUUUAGAUUCAGUCAACGAUGAAGAGAGCCUCCGUCGCCACCGCCACAGCAUCCCAGGCCACCUCAGCUCAUACUUGAACUUCCUGGCGGGCUUACAGCAGAAGGCUGUCACUGCCGUCACGCCAGCGGUCCCUGUGUUCUCCACGGCAGUCAUCUCGGGCUCCACAUCAGCCCCAGACCUCAGGGAUAACUUUACAGCCCUUCCCUUCUCUACUGGAACGUCCCAGGUCGACAGUCUGGCCUUGGGACCCGCCACGGCUCUGCCUAGCUCUUCGGACAUUGAAGGCCUUGGAGGUGUACCUUCCAUCCGACCCCUAGAGACCCUCCACAAUGCUCUCUCCCUGCGACAACUGGACACGUUCUUGGAGCGCAUGGCCCUGGCACAGUUCCGCACGCCCCUCUCCUCCCCUCCUAAGAUGCCAUCAACGCCCAAGCACCCCCGCUCGCAGCCUCCUCCUCUCGGGUUGCAGUCCCCUUCUUCCAGUAUUGGCUGGUCUGGACCCCCCUCCUUCGUGUCGUCUUCUGGCCCCUCCUCCCCCAACCUCACCACACUGGAGUUCUUCUCACACGUGCACCAACGCUACGACACCUACAUGCCACCAUCUUCACCCAUGUACCUCAUUUCUGUACCAUCUCACACCACAACUUCAGACACCAUUGUCAACACCACCACAGCUGUAGAACACACUCUCCAUUCCUGUCUCACUACAAACACCAAAUCCUCAGUCGCUGCCACCAUGACAUCUGUUGCCACACUGCCUACCACAGCCAAGGAGAGUGUACUGGCUGCUUCUCACACUGACAUGACUGCUGUUUCUGCUGCUGCUGCUGCUGCUUCUGUGCCUGUAAAUGAUCUAACCAACUGUGUAUUCCCUGGUUACAAUCAUCAAGAGGUGUUGUUAGGCUCCACUCCACAUGGCAGUGCAGUUGAGUGCAGUAACAGCGAAGUGGAGAUGUUCACCUCAGGAGAAGGAAGUAGUAGUCCUACCUCACCGUCCGAGGGCUCGGAGAGCUUAGGAUCACACUCGCAGACAGAGGUGGCAUCAGUCAUUGAGCGCGGGGACACUGCCACACCAGAUACCCAUAGUGAUGCCCAAGACCCAGAUAAUUCAUGCAGUGAAAGUCAACCAGAUGCAGAUGAAAGAGGUCUGCCCAGUGCUCAAGAGAAAUCUGCCGCCUCGGACUGAAUGUGACCAAAGCUCUUCUAGCAUAUAUUGUCUGUGACUUAGUUUUCCAAGGAUUAAGGCAUCCAAACAGUAUAAAUAAUGUGCAGGUUUCAUUUCUAUAAUUAAUUACACUGAUGCUACUUAAGCAAUGGUUUAAUUGUAAUUUAUUUGUGCCAGGUUUUGAAAGUAUUUAAAAGUAAGAUAAUUAGAUGUGAACAUUCUUCACAUAAUUGCUAUUUUUUGUAAGUUAAGUUAAGCAGCUUAGGUAUUGUUUGAUAAUGUGUGAGUAAGAGGAAAAAUGCUUUCUAUGAUUUUUUAUUCAAUUGUUCCUUAUGGAAAGCAAAAAUUUAAGCUGUGGCUAUUGAUUGCACCUGUUUCCAACACUUAUUUGCUUUUUUAUACUUGAAUGGAAUUUCUUGCAUCUCUAUGUUCAGGGGAAUGUAUUUGUAGUUUUUUUUUUUCUCCCUUUUUUUGUUAGAAUGUUCUAAGAAAAUAAGAUACUAAGAAAAGCAACCUUAUAGCACUGUAAUGCAUCCCUGAUUUAUCUAAGUUUAAUCUAGCCUGACACUUGAUCUUUUCAUCUCCAAAUUACACCAUCAGGUUGACGUACCUGUUCUAAUUGAUCCUGAUAAUAAUUGUCUUCGCCUGUUUGGAUCUAACUUACCUGACAUAACCAGACCCAGCUGAAUGCGAAGUAACCUACCUGAGUUUACCUCAUGGCAGCCACAGGUAACCUAGCCUGUCCUUGUCCAGCUCAGUCUAUCCAAACCUAACCUAACCCAUACCAACCAAAAUUAUCCAUACUAACCUAACUAUACUUAACUUAAAUCUAGAUCUCCAAGAUUAUAUUAGCUGGAUAGGGAUUUGAG
Molecule: messenger RNA, 2531 nt
Organism: Penaeus indicus
Lineage: Eukaryota; Metazoa; Arthropoda; Malacostraca; Decapoda; Penaeidae
Product: mucin-2-like
Exons: 10
Coding region: 1-1683 (560 amino acids)
Source: RefSeq, a predicted model, not a curated record